This is a messenger RNA of Cyprinodon variegatus (sheepshead minnow), 3755 nucleotides long. It is a transcript of the gene mpped2a, whose product is annotated as metallophosphoesterase MPPED2. Gene Ontology annotation, molecular function: hydrolase activity. Bases 569 to 1438 code for a protein of 289 amino acids. NCBI's taxonomy places the organism in Eukaryota, Metazoa, Chordata, Actinopteri, Cyprinodontiformes, Cyprinodontidae. The record is from RefSeq and is a predicted model, not a curated record. The transcript is spliced from 7 exons.
CACUGCACUCCGGCUCCCCCUCAGACACACCGAGGCUGCCUACUAUAGCUCUCUCUCUCCCCCGCCGUCUGUCAGUGUCUCUCGCCCUCCUCUCCGGCUCUCUAUCUCUCGCUCUCCUCCUCGUCUGGUUUCUUUCCACCGGAGCCAGCCGAGGUCCCGCCGGGUCGAAGGUUCCUGCCCCUGCCAACCCGCCAAGCCAACAGCAACACCCCCAGACUGUGGCUCCGGAGUCACCGCCGCAUGGACCCGAGUCCCUCAGCUGCCGCCGCCGCUUCUUCUUCUCCUCCUUCCUCCGCGUAGAGGGCGACCCCGACCCGACGCUCUUUCCCCGGCCAGAUAUAACACCCAGAAAGGAGGGGGGAGGAAAAAGAGAAACCUCCGGGACGAAGACUGCAGCGAGUGUUGGUCGAGUCGGUCAGCCAGGAAGCUGCUGCCAGCCCAGCCGCCGCCGCUGCUGCUGGGAGAAUUCCUUAGCUUCUUGAGCGGCUGGCUCCGAAGGAUGACUGCUGCACGGCUCGUUGCUGAAUCCCGGUGAACGAACGGCGUCUCAUGUCCAUACGGUGGAAGGAUGGCUCAUGGCAAAGUGACCAUCACUGUGGACGAGUACAGCUCCAACCCGACCCAGGCCUUCACACAUUACAACAUCAACCAGAGCCGCUUCCAGCCUCCACACGUCCACAUGGUAGACCCAAUUCCUUAUGACACUCCCAAGCCGGCGGGACACACCAGGUUUGUGUGCGUUUCAGACACACACUCGCGUACAGAUGGCAUCCAGAUGCCCUACGGCGACGUGCUGCUCCACAUGGGUGACUUCACAGAGCUCGGCCUACCGUCUGAGGUCAAGAAGUUCAACGACUGGCUAGGUGGCCUUCCAUAUGAAUUCAAGGUGGUGAUCGCUGGUAACCACGAACUGACCUUUGAUAAGGACUUUAUGGCAGAGCUGGUCAAGCAGGAUUACUAUAGAUUCCCGUCAGUCUCCAAACUCAAACCGGAGGAUUUUGACAAUGUCCAGUCGCUCCUCACAAACUGUGUGUACCUGCAGGACUCGGACGUCACAGUAAAGGGAUUCCGGAUAUACGGGACACCAUGGACUCCAUGGUUUAACGGCUGGGGGUUCAACCUGCCUCGGGGCCAGUCUCUGCUGGAUAAAUGGAACCUCGUCCCCGAGGGCAUCGACAUCCUGAUGACCCACGGACCUCCACUCGGUUUCAGAGACUGGGUGCCUAAGGAGCUGCAGCGGGUCGGCUGUGUGGAGCUGCUCAACACUGUCCAGAAGAGAGUUCGGCCCAAACUUCACGCUUUUGGAGGCAUUCAUGAAGGGUACGGGAUCAUGACGGAUGGAUACACGACGUUCAUCAACGCGUCGACAUGCACUGUCAGCUUCCAGCCAACCAACCCGCCCAUUGUGUUCGACCUGCCCAACCCCUCCAGCUCCUGAGACCGGUCCGCCGUGGAUUCCUGAUUUCACGGGCCUGGAGAAACAUCUUCUUUUCUAUAAAUAUUUCAAGUUUAAAACAAAAACAAAAAUGAAGAUCCAAGUGUUUCUUUGCAAUUGUUUUCCUUUCCUUCAAGCUGUUGUGGAGGAAAUACGAGGGUCUGUUUUGUUUUUUUUGUGGGGGGUGGGAGGGGUACUUUAAAGGAGAAUACCGGUGGAGUGUUUUUCUUUUUCAACUGUGCCAACAGUCCAGGCAUGAGGCCUGGAUUCACUCCGUCUUAUUUGAUUGCCGUUUUGUUUGAAAAGCAAUGAGAAAGUGAGAUUGUUGUUCUUCACUAAGCAGAGGUAAGACUUUUAUCAUUGAUCUCUGUUUCUUUCAGCCACAGCAAGUAGGCAAACUAAUCCUUUAAAAAAAAACGCUGCCUUUGCUCAGAACGAUUGAAACAAACUGUGAGACUUUUUACGACGACUAACGUAACAACUUUUUAUUCUGGCCUUCUUUCCAUUUUCAGGUCAUCUGUAUAACAAGCAGAACGUUUUGAUUCUGUCCCACGCCGGUAUUCUCCUUUUCUUUGAGAUUUUGUGGUUAAACAAUCUUGCUCUUGAUUAAUAUUGCUCAAAACUGUAAAAUAAAUAAUGGUUUGUGAAUUUGUACAAUUUCUUUACGUUUGGUUUGGCCAAACUAUGGAUGCCAUUGUUUUUACGUUGUGUCAUAUGAUAAAUAUUUAGUUUCUUUUUGCUUUUCUCGUCAGUUCUUCUUCUCUUAUUGGCUGACAGGGACGCUGCCUUAAACUAGCUUUAAUGUUCUCAGCUAGAGCCCCGAUUCUCUGCAAGCUCAGAGGAAAGUCCUUAUUUAUUACCCAUCAUCCCCGCAGUAAAACCACCCGACGAUCGCAGGGACAGAAAGCUAUCGAUUGCAGCCAGGAUGAUCACUUUUUAUCAAGGAUUUCUCAUCUAAUCUGGAAAAUGUAUAAUAACAUAUAUAUAAAUUAUAUAUUCAUCUUUUAAAACAUCUGUACUAAAGUUGUGUUUUGAUGAAGAAAAAAAGAAAAUGUUUUGUUUUUCUGUAUCUUCAAUGCUUGCAUCAUCAGAAGUUUCUUUUCACGUUUUUUGUAGAAAAUGAUUUCAAAUGAGAGGAAAAUGUGUCGAUCACAAUCCAACAGGUGUUGAUUGUUUUCCCUGCAACACACCUGCCUAAACAGGAAUGACAUGUCCUUUAAAGUGUAAAAUCUGAUAGUAUUUGUGUUUUAUUGCUUUUUUUUUUCUAAUUUUGCACUGUGUGUAAAUGCAAUCUUGCUAGCACAAAAAAAAAAAUGUUGCCAAUAGUCGUCUCGAGUCGUUUCUCGACAGCUGUAAAUGCUCUUCUUUCGUGCUCUCUUCCUCCCUCACGCUCUUUCUCUGAUUGUAUCCCUCUUCAUGGAAAUGUUAGUUCUCUUUCAGUUUAUUGUGAUAUAUUUAGCUGCCUUUAUAUGCAAAUAAAAUUGCAAGAUUUUUACUGAUUGAGGCUUCUUUUAUUCGAAUAUCUGAAGAUAGAAGAAUAAGAAUUCAACUCUGUUUUCAUUACACCGUCUCAAGUACAAAGCAAUGAAUUGAACUCUCUGCACUUAACCCAUCCCCUUGGGCAGCAGUGGGCUGCCAUUGUGCAGCACCUGUGGAGCAGUGUGGAGGUUAAGGAUGAACUCAGAACCUCUGGGAUCCAAGCGCAAUGCCCUAACCACUAGGCCACCACUCCCCUAGUCUACAAAGAUAAGUUUGUAGACAAGAUAAAUAUUUUUAUUAACACAACUCGUCUUUCAGGAAGAGGGACUCUUUAGGAAUAUUUCAUUUUGAAAUGUUCUAACUGAAAUUUUGUAACAUGUUGCACUCAUAAAGCCAAAACAUGGAAUAAUAAAAAGUGAAAUAUCUUGUCAAAUACUAGAUUUUAUCAUUAAAAGAUUUUUUGAGACCGUAUAUACUAAAUGUGAAGAGAAAAGGAAGACUUAGCUCUCCCUUCACCCUUUAAGUAACGCAUUCUCAGAGUUUGAGGUGGAUAUCAGGUUAACCCGUUGUGAAAGGUUUUAAUUUCCCCUUUGGCCUCUUCCACUUAGCCCAAGCCCUCUGUUUUGUGCUGCUUGCAGGAAAGGGUUUCAUGUUUCUUUUCACAAAAGUGGUUCCUUUUUCUUCUGUAGAUGGAGGAUAGAGUGAGACAUUUCUAGCUGUUGCAUUUUCUUUUUCUAUUUUUUUAUGUAUGGCAUAUAAGACUGAAUUCCAUUGUGAAAAUGAUGUUCUCUAUAAAACACAUCCAGAAUCACUGCUUUCUUUACGUAUCUUCAGUUCACUG